Molecule: messenger RNA, 1026 nt
Organism: Verticillium dahliae VdLs.17
Lineage: Eukaryota; Fungi; Ascomycota; Sordariomycetes; Glomerellales; Plectosphaerellaceae
Exons: 2
Coding region: 1-1026 (341 amino acids)
Source: RefSeq, a predicted model, not a curated record
AUGGCCGACGACGAAAAGACAAAGGCUGAGAAGCUUGCUGCCGCGAAGAAGCGCGUCGAGGCGAUGAAGAAGAAGAAGAACAAGAAGGCUGGGUCAUCCAAGACGAAAGAGGAGGCAGAACCUGCCGCGGCGGCCGAGGCCGAAGCUGCGCCUGCCGAGGAGAAGCCAGAGGAGAAGGCCGACGAAGCUGUCGAGGAGAAGAACGAGGAGGCAGUCGAAGACACGAAGCCCAACACAGAAGAGCCCAGCACCGAAGACCGUCCCGCGUCCCCAUCGCAAGCACAACCCUCACUGGCCCAGCAGUCCAAAUUACGAUCGGCUUCCUUCCGCAAGGGGUCCAUAUCCACCGGUGUCACCGGGCCUCUGUCGCCAGGCCCGUUCAGCCCCGAUGGCGAGUCGGCGACCGACAUUUAUCGAAAGCACGUCACACGCAUAGAGGAGCUGGAGAAGGAGAACAAGCGGCUCGCCAAAGACGCCGCGGAGUCGGAGAAGCGAUGGAAAAAGGCUGAGGAGGACCUUGCCGAUCUGCGUGAGGAGGACGGCGACGCCAGCGCGAAGCCGCCUGCGUCGGACGAACAGGUCGACAAGCUCAAGUCUGAAAUCGCGGCGCUCGAACGCCAAAACUCCCAGCUCCAGCAGCAAGUCUCCCGGGGCACGGCACGCCAUGGGUCCUCCCCGUCGUCCGCCGCGGGCUCGCCCCCCGCCGUCGCCGAGCUUGAAGCCCGCCUGAUCGACAAGUCAGCGACGAUCGAGACGAUGGAGCUCGAGAUAUCCAAGCUCCGCGCCCAGCUCGAGCGCAGCACCUCGGACCGCGAACAGAUCCCCGCCCUCGAAGAGCGGGUGGGCCGCUCGGAGAAGGCCGCCGGCCUCGCCCAGCGCGAGCUCGCCGACCACCGCCGCGACUUCGACCGCACCGCCGAAGAGCUGUCCGGAGGGCAGCGAGCGCAGGAGCGCGGAAACCAAGCUGCGCGCCGUCAAAGAGGACAUCGCCGACGUCUACUGGGGGCGGCCCUGGGCGUCACAUAG